Messenger RNA from Seriola dumerili (greater amberjack), 3274 nucleotides. It is a transcript of the gene alcama, whose product is annotated as activated leukocyte cell adhesion molecule. Bases 284 to 1966 code for a protein of 560 amino acids. NCBI's taxonomy places the organism in Eukaryota, Metazoa, Chordata, Actinopteri, Carangiformes, Carangidae. Gene Ontology annotation, cellular component: plasma membrane. Gene Ontology annotation, biological process: cell adhesion. The record is from RefSeq and is a predicted model, not a curated record. The transcript is spliced from 16 exons.
CAACGAACGGAGUAGCCAUUUUCUGGCAGCAAGCAAAAGCCCCGGAGAACUCCCUCCCCCUCCUUCUCCUCCCCUGUCGUCACUCUCUUCCCUGUGGGCUGUCACCUGCGCUGUCUCACUGAGAGACGUAGCCUACUUUGGUAUGUUUCGGACUUUCCGCCGCUCCUCCAAACAAGAGUGGCAUAUCUGUGGGAUUUAUUUGUUCAGCUCAGACCGACUUCAGCUCCUCAUUUCUUGAAGUUCACCAGAGGUAUCCACAAACCCUGAAAGCUACUUUAUAAGGAUGGAUUCGGCUGCUUCCCUGUUGCUGGUCUUCGUGAGCAUCGAGACGCUUCUUCAAGUGUGGGGUACAGAAAGUGUGACUGCUUUGUAUGGAGAGAGCAUUGUUAUACCAUGCAAUGAUGAAGCUCUGGCACCAGAAGAUCUGAUGUUCAUCAAGUGGAAAUAUGAAAGGGACGAUGGAACUCCUGGCGAUCUGUUGAUCAAACAGGCUCGUAGUGACCAGCCCACAGUUCAGGCUACAGACGGUUACGCCCAGCGUAUCAGCAUCAAUGACAAGUUCAGCCUGCUCAUCACCCAGGCCUCACUUACAGACCAGAAGACCUUCACCUGCAUGGUGGUGUCAGAGAGCAACCUCAUGGAGUUCCCUGUAACCGUUGUUGUUUACAAGAAACCAUCGUCAGUUCAGAUUAUGGACAAGUGUGAAGUGUUGCAGAGGGACAAACUAACAACGGUGGGAACAUGUGUGGCGACAGAUGCAAACCCCGCAGUUACGAUCACAUGGAAGAAGAAUGGAAAGCCCCUGGUAGCUGAUGGGAAAGCCAUUGUGAUCACCCCCAGCAUGAAGCUGGAUCCAGCCACAGGCCUCUCCACCACCUCCUCAAUCCUCCAGUAUGCAGCCACCAAGGAAGACGUUGGUGCGACCUUUGCCUGCAUGUCCACACAUGAGCUGACCAAUCAGGAGAUUGACCUGGAACCCUUACCCAUUUACUAUCCAUCGGAGAAGGUUAACCUUGAAAUUCUGUCGAAGAGGCCCAUUGUAGAGGGAGAUAACGUGACGUUCAAGUGUCACGCUGAUGGCAACCCUCCACCCAGCUCCUUCUUCUUCCACAUCAAGGGCCAGCAAGUGCUGGUGGAAAAUUCAGACACGUACACUUUGACUAACAUUACCAGAGAGGCUACGGGUGAAUACAAAUGCUCCCUGUCUGACAACGGGGACCUACAAGCUUCCCAAACCAUCGCUGUUGGCUACCUAGACCUGAGUCUGAGUCCCACUGGGAAGGUUGUGAAGACAGUAGGGGACACCUUGUCUGUGGAGAUGGAGAAGAGCGCCUCGGGUGACACUAAAGUGACAUGGGCAAAGAAUGGAAAAGCAGUGAAGAAGCCAGAGUUUAGCCAAUUGACCUACACUGAUGCAGGACUAUAUUUAUGUGAGGUCUCCAUGAGCGGUCUCACACGACGUCAGAGCUUUAAACUGGUCAUUGAAGGGAAGCCUGUGAUCACCCGCCUGACCAAACACCGCGCUGAUGGCGCCAAGCACAAAGUUCUUACUUGCGAGGCUGAGGGAGUGCCAGAGCCCAGCUUCCACUGGAGUGUGAACAGCACAAACGAGGAGAGGUCCUACAUAAACGGUAAGGCCACCCACAAAAUCACAGUGAUCCCAAAUGUGAACCUGACUGUCAGCUGCAGUGUCAGCAACAAGCUGGGAGAGGACAUCAAGACCAUCAAUGUUUCCUCUGUUUUUAAGGAGGAAAAUGAAGAAAGAGGGUCCCAGAAGGAUUCAGAGGACCAGGCAAAGCUCAUUGUGGGUGUCGUGGCAAGCCUCCUCAUAGCUGCUGCGGCAGUGGGACUCAUCUACUGGCUGUACAUGAAGAAUUCAAGACAAGGAAGCUGGAAAACCGGCGAGAAAGAGAUGGGAACAAUUGAGGAGAGCAAGAAACUAGAGGAGAAUAAUCAUCCUGUGUAAAAAGUGCUCAGGCUGGAUGAAAGAGGAAGCAGUCCAAAGCAGUCCAGCAGCAUCAAAAUACUGACUCCAGUUGGCUGCCAACACGCUCCAUCAAGCUCCACAUACGCAGCAAGUGAUUCUCCACCAAGUCCUGCCCACAGCCUGCUGUCCCGCCUCACUGUCUGUGGUCUACAUUGAGGCUGCAUUGUGUUUUUUGUGUUCCCGGUGAAUGCUCCGUCUUAUGUUUUGUUUGAGAAAUUCCAUGAGGCUGUGUUGUUGUUUUUUUGCCACCUAGUUUUUCCUUUAGGUUCUUGAAUUUCUUGAAAUAAAUUUCUAGUACACUUCUUAAGGCCUGUAUAACAAAUCAGACUCAUGUGUAUGCCCUGGCUGCGCAUGCCAAUGUUUAUUUUUACUUUUCAUUUUUACUUUUUUUGUGCACUGUGUGUGGAAGAGCCUUUGUUUGGCUGUGCUGAGAGAGACACACACUUCACUGCUGUAUAACCGACUGAAACUGUCCUCAAACUUUUCAGAGAGUAACCUCAACAUCUCUUGACCUCCUGACUCAUGUUCACUGGUUUUGAAACACUGGAAAAUGGAUUGUUUAAAUAUUUAAUCAAUGGAUUCCCUCGACAGUAAAGAGUUAAUAGUAUUUGAACUGAAUGUACUAUGAAUGAUACCUAUACAUGCAGUUUAUUGUAUCUGUGAUCCAAAAAAAACUAAUUUCCUUUGUGCACAUGUUAACAUGGACAUCAGCAGAAGGUCACACAUCUAGCCACUAAUGACAUGUUUUUGUAACUGACGGACUAAUUAGUAAUUCUUAGUAAUUUUUCCCUCUUCAGCUCUUUACACUGUUUGAGUCUCAAGAGGGACUUAAUUCCUUUAUGAUAAAAAUAAUUUUAUCUGAUGAGGCAAAAUGUAAUGAGAAGAAGUCAUCAGAAACGUACAACACUUAAGCGAUACAGUAUGAUGUUCUGCCAUAGCUUUUCUUUUGAAAGUUUAUUUUAAAUGAGUUUGUUUACUUUUGAUUUAGUUUGAUACACUACAUUGUUGUCUUCAUGUCUUCUCCUGCCUUCGCUAUAGUUCCUCUACCAUGUCAUGGUCCUGGAGCAGAUUUUCUAUUUUCUUUUUCAUGUUUUCAUUUUGGAAGAGAUAUACUGAUGCCAAAUGUUCUUUUUUUGUGUUUUUUGAUGUAUUUAUAGCGUACCUGACUGGCUGCACUGCAGCAUACGAGGUCAUUCUUUCUUGUUUGCCUGUGUUGAACACACCAAGUGUUGAAAAGAUACUGUAUGGUAGGAGACAUGAGAGUGAAUAAGACUAGACGGUAUCUGC